AUGACCAGAGGGUUCGCAACCAUCACGCCUGAAUGUGAAGUCGCCUUUGAUGAGGUCAAAGAGACUGACAACCUUAACUUCGUCAUUUAUGAGGCCUCCGCACACAAUAAGAAUAUCACCGUUGCCGAACGUGGUAAAUACCAGGACUACGCCGAGUUCAUCGCUCGCUUCAAAGACGACACUCCCAGAUAUGCCGUUGUUGAUUUCAACUAUGACUUUCCGACCGGCGAGAGUGCUGAGAAGCAGCAGAGACACAAAUUAGUUUUCAUCACAUGGGUUCCAGCGGCAGCAAGCAUGCAUGAAAGAUCCUACUACACAUCAAACAAAGAUCAUCUUUACUGCGCGCUCCUCGACAUCAGUCUCCAUGUGCAAGCUACCUCCCAAGUGGAUCUGGCCCACGCUACUAUCCUGAGCAAGUUCAAGACACUCUAG
This is a messenger RNA of Penicillium macrosclerotiorum, 432 nucleotides long. Its product is annotated as actin-binding ADF family protein. The record is from RefSeq and is a predicted model, not a curated record. The transcript has 3 exons. Gene Ontology annotation, molecular function: actin filament binding. Gene Ontology annotation, biological process: actin filament depolymerization; cell motility; actin filament severing. Gene Ontology annotation, cellular component: cytoplasm; actin cortical patch; actin cytoskeleton. Lineage: Eukaryota; Fungi; Ascomycota; Eurotiomycetes; Eurotiales; Aspergillaceae. Bases 1 to 432 code for a protein of 143 amino acids.